Molecule: messenger RNA, 1884 nt
Organism: Sinocyclocheilus rhinocerous
Lineage: Eukaryota; Metazoa; Chordata; Actinopteri; Cypriniformes; Cyprinidae
Gene: grtp1a
Product: growth hormone regulated TBC protein 1a
Exons: 8
Coding region: 368-1438 (356 amino acids)
Biological process (GO): regulation of GTPase activity
Molecular function (GO): GTPase activator activity; small GTPase binding
Source: RefSeq, a predicted model, not a curated record
UGGACGUGUGCCCCUGAGCUCCCCUGGAGAAAUUAAUCGCGUGUGUUGCUCCGCAAAGUGUUCGCUAUGGAUGAUGCGUCCAAACGCGUCCUUAAAGCAACAACUAUACGCGCGGAUGUGAUAAAGUUCUAAUGUUGUUGAGCUCCGUGUGGGUGUGAGUACGGGAGCGCACGAUAGGUUGAUCGGCGGCUCGCUGUCCCGCAGGAGAAGGGGCCAUUACUGUGGCGGCGUGGGAAAAGUUUCACCUACGUGACGCGCAGGAGAAAGGCGUUUUCAUCGCGUCGCGUCUGGAAUAAUCGGCGUCCAUGCAGCGACAGAGCAACGCGGAGCUGCUGUGAAUGGAGUCCCGUACCUCUGAGGUCUGACUAUGGAGCAACGCAACGGGACGCGGAGCUCCAAUCAGCCGCAGCUGCGUAUCAACGUGCCGAGCACCGCCAGAGAGCGAGCGGCCAGUGUUGAUCCAUACGGGUUCGAGCGCUCAGAUGAUUUCGACUAUGAGUCCUAUGAGGAGCUAAUGUCUGAGUAUCUGGCCGUUCUCACUAGAAGGUCCAUCAAGUGGUCCAAACUGCUGCAGGGGAAGCGGCGUGUGGACAGGAACCUGAAGGUGAAGCGGUAUGUACGGAAGGGCAUCCCGAAUGAGCACCGGCCACAGGUGUGGAUGACGGCCAGUGGAGCGCAGGAACGGCUGGAGAGGAACCCUGGGUACUAUCAGUCUCUGCUGGACGCACAACACGACCCCAGACUAGUGGAGACCAUCCGCACCGAUCUGCACAGAACCUUCCCAGAUAACAUUCACUUCCGUAAGUCGGCGGAUCCGUGUCUGCAGAAGGCGCUGUUUAAUGUGCUGGUGGCGUAUGGACACCAUAAUAAAGCUGUGGGCUACUGUCAGGGAAUGAACUUCAUCGCAGGAUAUCUGAUCAUCAUCAGUAAGGAUGAGGAGAUGUCAUUCUGGCUGAUGGAGGCCCUGCUGGACAGAAUCCUGCCAGAUUACUACACUCCGGCCAUGUUGGGUCUGAAGGCCGAUCAGGAGGUUCUGGGCGAGCUGGUGCGGAUGAAGGUUCCUGCGGUGUGGCAGCUCAUGCAGGAUCACGGCGUCAUGUGGACUCUGGUGGUCUCGCGCUGGUUCAUCUGCCUGUUCAUCGACAUCCUGCCAGUGGAGACGGUUCUGCGGAUCUGGGACUGUCUGUUCUACGAGGGUUCGAAGAUCCUGUUCCGUGUGGCUCUGACUUUGAUCCACCACCAUCAGGAUGUGAUUCUGCAGGCGCAGAACCUGCCGGACAUCUGUGAGUGCUUCAAGCGCAUCACCAGAGGAGCCUUUGUGGAGGACUGCCACGCUUUCAUGCAGAGAAUCUUCCAGGAGCCCGGGAGUCUCUCCAUGUCCACAGUUACUAAACUGCGUGAGAGCUGCCGUGCACGGAUCACGGCUGACGAAUCCUGACACUCAAACAUUCCCACUGAUAGUUUGCACUCGAUCUAGAGUCUGUCGCUCACACAGAUGUGGCAUUCACUCAGACUCAUGAAGAUGUAUUUUCUUACGUUUGUAGAGAUAUUUGUGUAGAUGUAGAAGAAUCCUAGGUGCUGGAAUCAAUGUCUUGAAUACUUUCUCUUUCUCUUAGUUUAAGACCAAUAAUACUGUGAAAUAAAACUGACUUGCAGCUCUUACAGACUAAAUAUACAUGUUUUAGCGCAACCAGCUUCAUGAGGUGCAUCCUGGAGGUUUUUACACUAUUGAAGGAACUUUACAUUCUGCUCCAACCCUAAGAACUCACUUUCUUUAAAGCAAAAUUGUCAAGAAAUAUAUACAUAAGUACCGUACAAUUGUUAUUUGUCUACAAAACGUAUUUAAAUCAUUUAAGCAAACAUCUAUAAAAACAAAUAAAAGAU